Molecule: messenger RNA, 2064 nt
Organism: Danaus chrysippus (African queen)
Lineage: Eukaryota; Metazoa; Arthropoda; Insecta; Lepidoptera; Nymphalidae
Source: the annotation of a GenBank genome assembly
AUGGCGGCCUUGCCAGCAGGUGUUCAGUAUGCGUUAUCAUCGGAGGCUAGUUAUAAAGAAAACAAGGAACUAGUGUUUGUGAAAUUAACGGAUUCAGCACUAAAAGCUAUAGAAGACUUCAUUAGAAAUAAUAGGGACAAAUUGGCAAAACCUAAAAUAGAGUUCCUACCCGGAAAUCAAGGGAAAAUUUCCAUUCCGACGCCAAGUAGUAGCAAUGGGACGUCGUCGGAGUCAACGUUUCGUUUUAGCAUCAACAGCAAUGCGGAAAUGGAGGGUCCACAGGGUUCAUUCGAGUGCGUUAGGAGCGGUGGCGCCAAACGUCUGGAAUCGUGCGGCCCGCUGCCGAGAAGGAUGCGAGUACAGGCCAACGACGACUCAUACGAGGCGACCAAGGACCGUAUGUCGAGGACCAUAGCUGCCGAACAGAGCAAAUGCACACGUGUCAUUAAACCAAACCAAACGGAUAUCGGGAGACGCGUCAAGGUACGAUCCUGCGGGUUCGCGAAUGGACCAGCGGCUCAGCUCGCCGCGCGGUUAGAGAGGGCUGAGCGUCCUGAGCGUAUUGAGCGUCCUGAGCGUCCUGAGCGUCCUGAGCGGCCUGAGCGACCUGAACGUCCUGAGCGACAGGAUCGUCCCGAACGACAGGAAUGGCCCGAAAGACCCGAGCGACAGGAACGUCCUGAAAGGUCUGAAAGGCCCGAGAGGCCUGAGAGGCCCGAACGUCAAGAGAGGCCGGACAGAAUAGAGAGGGUUGAGAGACCGGCGCCGGCGCCCCGGCCGCAGCCCCCCGCCCCGGCGGCCGCGCCCCCGCACACACAGCCGCAGCGACCACCCCCCAACCCAGACCUCACCAGGCGGCCUCUGAAAGAAAGACUUAUACAAUUAUUAGCACUGAAACCCUUCAAGAAGCCAGAACUAUACGCAAGACUCAUAAGCGAGGGUAUCAAAGAAAAGGAGCGUAGUAUGGUUAACAAGAUACUGCCAGAGAUUGGAACGCUCAAGGACAAUUGUUACCACUUACGUAGACAUAUAUGGAAUGAUGUUAACGAGGAUUGGCCUUUCUACACCGAAGAUGAGAAACAUAUGCUGAAGAGGCGGAAACCUCAAAAUCUAACACCGCCUUUGAGCAGCGAUUCGGCCAAUUCUCUAUCGCCUCGCGCGUCGCCCGGCAAGCGGCCGUCCGUGCCAGGAGACGAGCUGCCGGCCAAGAAGCAGCGCAUCUCACACUACAGGCGACCAUCACCACCCUCAUCUGGGUACGCGACCACCUCCUCCGGCGAGCGACAUGCCUCUGACAACGAGGACGACCGCACCGCGAGCGAGGAGGUUCCUGUAAAGAAACAGCGCGUUUCUCAGUCCAGACGGUCUUCACCACCCUCGUCAGGGUACGCGACCACCUCCUCCGGCGAGCGACAGGCCUCUGACAACGAGGACGAACGGACCGUUAAAAAGGACAAUGGGUAUACUCUCAACUUCACAACCGUUAAAGAUCUCUGUCCAAGUCCUGUUAAAACGAAUGGUUUCAGUAGAAGUAGUCCUCCUGUAGAGCAAACGAGUAUCACAGUAAAAGACAUCACAACGGAACCAUUAGAAAAUACAGCUUUAACGUCCGUGCCUGAAGAAAAUAAUACGACUGAUUUGGUAGACAUUGAAAGGCAAUAUCCUCCAAUAACAAGUUCCAGUACUCGUCGCGCAUACAAGAACGAGUUUGCGAAUCUGUACACAGAGUAUCAAUCGUUGUACGGUCGUGUGGCGCAGGUGGCAGCACUGUUCACACAAUUAGAACAACAACUCAAAAGAGCCGAGCCUAAGAGCCCAUAUCAUAGGAGCAUAGAACAACGUAUUGUAGAAGAGUAUCAUCGUAUGCGUAACGAUGCCGACUAUCAGCGUGAGAGGCGGCGCGUUAAUUAUUUACAUCGUAAACUAAACCACAUCAAGAGAAUGGUGCAUCAGUACGACCAGCUGGUGAGUAGAAACACACAAACAGACACACACUCACUCACAGAGAUAUACACACACAGCAUAGACAUACACACAGACACAUUCAAAUACAUAUGUGUAUAG